AUGGUGCUGUUCUGGCUGCAUUCACUAGUAACCGUCAUCAUCGUAACUAAUCGUCCUCUCCACCCACCAUCACCACUGUCUGCUUUCUGCAGGUACCUGUCGGGGAAUCAAAUCAGCGGCAGUCUGCCGCCCGCAAUCGGCGACCUACAUGACUUGGAGCACCUGUGGAUAGAGGAUAACAAACUCACUGGCCCACUCCCAGCCGAGAUCGGCAACUGCACCAGCCUGCAGAUACUCUACCUAUCCAACAACAACAUCAGCGGCAGCCUACCGGACAGCAUAGGCCAGCUGCGGGCCAUGCGAGACAUGCGGCUGGAUCAAAACAUGCUCUCAGGCGCCCUCCCACCAUCCAUUGGCGCGCUCUCCAACCUCACUGUGCUUGGUGGCAGUGGUGGGCUGAGCACGGUAGCAAUCAUUGCGGUGGUGUGCGGUUCUCUGUUCUUAGUCACGGCUGUGCUUGUGGCAUUCCUCGUCUGGUGCUGCUGCCGACCAGGCUCCAACCCUUUCAAGCACGUCAAAGUCGUUGACCAGGAGGAAUUCGACGAUGCGGGGCUGAUCCCCUCGCUGUGCUGCCGGUACUCUUUGGUGGAGAUCCGUCGUGCCACCAACAACUGGAGCGAGCAGAACCGCAUAGGCAGUGGGCAGCACAGCGACGUGUACAAGGGCACAUGCCCGUAUAACCCCGCCAGCACGUGGGCUGUGAAGCGAUACAAGGAGCGGUCGAGUCACUUUGACAAGGAGGUAGAGCAGAUAGCAAGCAAGUGGCACCCGAACCUCGCCCACCUGCUGGGCUACUGUGUGGACUCGGACACGCGGGUAGAGGGCGGCCGGAUGGUGCAGGUGGAGGAGAAGAUUGCAGUGUACGAAUACGUUCACCACGGGGACCUCAGCCGCUUUGGCGUCAUAUUCCUGGAGCUGCUCACAGGGCGGCCGCCGUUCAUCCAGGUGCAGGCCGAGCAUGGAGAGGACCACGUGCACAUUGCAGACUGGGCGGCACCUCUAAUCGAUGAGGGCAAGACAGAGGAAUUGAAAGACCCGCAUCUGGACGUGCCAGAGUCCUCCUUCCUCUCUCUCGCUGAGCUCGCCAUUCGCUGCACCGCCAUGCCCUUCACCGACCGCCCGCCCAUGGGGGAGGUGCUGGCGACCCUCAAGGCCAUUCGGACAGACUUUUUCGGGCUCACGGACCCGGAUGAUGUGUAUGGGGGCGAGGGGAGUGGCGGUUUGGAGAAUGGGUUCGGUGGCGAUGAUGGUGAUGUUGAUGGUCGGCCGGAUUGGGGUGUUUCAAUUAAUAAUGUGUGA
Messenger RNA from Closterium sp. Yama58-4, 1299 nucleotides. The record is from the annotation of a GenBank genome assembly. Lineage: Eukaryota; Viridiplantae; Streptophyta; Zygnematophyceae; Desmidiales; Closteriaceae.